AUUAUUUUCAUUUUGAUAUUGAAAACCCUUAAACUUUGAUCGGGACUAUACUAAAUUCAAAGCUGGAUAAAUCAAAUUUACAAAUAAUAAAUCAAACAGCAAAAUGAAGGAUUUUUAAUACUCAUCUUAUCGCUCCAAAACUUUUUUACCUUUAACCUUUAUUUAACACGUGUGACACGGAUAAAAUUUUCGACUUUAAUGCAGCAGUUAUAAACAGGAAGAGUGAAUAUUAAAAAUAAACAAUGACAAAUCUGAAGAAAAAAUGUAAUAAUAUAAUAUUCUCUAACCGUCAUUGGAAAUUUACCAAAACUUUGGGUGUUUUGGGAUUUGCCAGCCUAUUCUGUGUUUUUGGAUUAAUUUACCGAUAUAGCAGACUAAUGUUAAAACAGGAUUUCGACGAUGGAGUAACACAGAUGGCGCCAGGAAUUCGACGAUAUAUUGAUCAAAUAUCUUCAAUACAAGAUAAUUCGCAAGAUAAGGUACAGACAAAGAAUAGCCGUGUGCUUUGUUUAAUAUUGACGUCAUACAUCACGUUCAGGUCACGUGUUCCUGCUGUAAAUGCAACAUGGGCCAGGCGAUGUGACAAACAGUUUUAUGUGCUCAAAACAGAAAAGAAAGCUCCUGAUAUUAUCAACUCCCCUUUUGAGGAAACCAGAAACAAUAUAGUGCAUAAAAUAAAAUUUGCUUUAAGUUACAUUUACGAAAACCACAUUGACGAUUUUGAUUGGCUUAUUAAAGCUGACGACGAUACGUACGUCAUUAUGGAAAAUUUGAAAUUUUUGGUACAAAAUCUAGAUGGUCAAAAGCCAGCAUAUCUUGGCUUCCAUUUUGACAAAUUCGUACAGAAUGGAUAUAUGAGUGGUGGUGCAGGUUACGUCAUCAGUAAUCGUGCUCUUCGUAAUUUGGUGCAGCUCGGAUUUUAUCCGGAAAAAUGUCCGGUUAUUCCUAAUAAGGAAGAUCCUGAAAAUAGCGAAGAUAUAGAGAUAGGCAGGUGUCUGAACAAAACAGGGGUGCCUGUAAUAAACUCUCUCGAUGAAGAAGGGAAAGAAAGAUUUCAUCCAUAUCCUACUCAAAAACAUUUGUUUGGUUCUAUUCCUAGAUUUGUAUUCGAAUGGGCGAAAAAUCCGCACAAUGAGGGUAUGGCCUGCUGUAGUAAGUACUCUAUCAGCUUUCACUACAUGGAUCCGGCCUCCAUGCUGUUAGUUGAUCACCUUCUAUACAGAACUUCCGUAGCCGGGUUAGACAGGGUGAAUUCAAAGAUUACAUGAUGAUCUUGCCAAAGAAAUAGCUUCUUACUUACAUUUAAUUACGUUUUGAUGUGUGCAUGUCAUGUGUCAGUCAUAGAUAUCUGCUUUUGGAAACUAUGACGUCAUGACCCUACAUGGUCAAAUAGGUGAUACUAAUAAGAGAGCCAACGAUUGCGAUAUUCGCUAAAUGAGAAAGACGUGAACCAUAUUUUUUCUCGAAAAGGGAAUUGUUUGUGAAAUUAUAUGCAGCGGAAAGAAUGCCUAGAUUUAUGUACCAAUGCAUAACUUGCCGUAAGUUUGCGAUUGGCUGUUGAAAUAAAAUUGUCGACGGAAUAUGAAGUCAUCAUCCAUGACUGUAACGACCACACCAGUGCCAUCCAUUUAUUAUUUCUAAACUAUUUAAAUUGUGUUGUUAAUGGCAAUGAUGAUAAAAUAUGAUCUUUUGCAAUCAGAAUUUGGAUUCCUAAAAUGGAUUCAACUAUAGCCCAAAACACAUGAAAACCAAAUCCUACAAUUAACUGACAAAACAUUUAUUAUAUACUUGUGUGUAACAUAAAAACAGGAGUCUUAAAGACCAUCAUGAAUACAUUGUUGCAUAGUUUAAAAUGGUGUAGGUCUAUAUCAAUUAUACCAUUUUUAAAGAUAACAAAGUUCAUUGCAUCACAUGAGUGAGAAGUUGAUAUUGAAAACCUCGCGACAUAUGUUUGUUAAUUUUACAAUAUUUUAACGACAUUUUAACAUUCCGUCCACAAGCAAAGUCAUUACUUUAUGUCUAUAAAAUGUGAGUGCAGCUGCUGUAUAGAAAAGAUAAUGCUGAAAUCCAAAAAUUAACAAAUACAGGUUUUCCUUUUUAGCUCGACUUUUUUUAGGUACAUGUGUAUUG
Ruditapes philippinarum (Manila clam) is the source of this 2130-nucleotide messenger RNA. Its product is annotated as glycoprotein-N-acetylgalactosamine 3-beta-galactosyltransferase 1-like. Bases 243 to 1268 code for a protein of 341 amino acids. The record is from RefSeq and is a predicted model, not a curated record. Gene Ontology annotation, cellular component: membrane. The transcript has 4 exons. NCBI's taxonomy places the organism in Eukaryota, Metazoa, Mollusca, Bivalvia, Venerida, Veneridae. Gene Ontology annotation, molecular function: N-acetylgalactosaminide beta-1,3-galactosyltransferase activity.